GUCGUUGCGACCCUUCCUCCUCCUGCGGUGAUAGAUUUUGGUUAACCCCGGGUUAAUUUGGGAUACGUGUCCAACUCCACGGUUCCCGAGCUGUGCUACACUACCACAGUACCCUUCCACCCAGCCUUCAGAUGUUUGCCCGUGUCGUGUGAACCAGGCAUGGAACUAUGUUGUCCACGUGUACUGCUAUAGUAGUUCUUGCCGCCUCCUUUGUGGCGUUAGCGGCCGGGGACUACUUCUCCGCUACCGUCCACAUGGAGAGUCUGGUACGGGUGGAGGAAGACAUGGCUGCGGCCGUCAGAAAUUACGUCAGACUGGGAGGGCUGGUGCCGCAAGAACUGCACAGGUUAGCAGAGGGCGCUGCAUGGCUGUCAGACCCGACCCAGGUGAACCAGAACAGUCUCGUCCACAACCCGAUCGGCGCCUACCUUCUCAUCAAACGUCUGAACCAGGAGUGGGCCAACGCCAUCAAAACUCUACCUCGGCCGCAAGAAGUAUUUGGUGACAUGUAUAACGAGUUGCGGCUCCCCAGUCUUGCCGAUCUGGAGGGAUGUGCGCUUGCGCUGAUGAGGCUUCAGGACGUCUACAACCUGGACAUGCGCAGAAUCAUCGACGGAGAAAUCGUCAUGCAGUGCCGCGCGAACGACACGGAGGCGUGCCGUGACGUCAACGUGUCCGAGAUGAAAAACAGGACGUUACCGCUCAAGCUCAGUAUUCUGGACGUCUUCUAUUUCGGGAUCGUUGCCCAGUCGCAUAACGACUACUAUCACGCCGCUCUGUGGUUGAACCAAACCUUGGCGAUCAUGAACGCAAACGAGUGCGACUUGUGCCCGGACAAGAGAGAUGUUCUAGAGAGACUAGCAGAUACGUAUUCAAAGCUUAGAAACCAUCGCGGGGCCCUUGAACUGUUCUCAGAAUCCUAUAGAAUAGAUCCCACCAACCCCUACUCUAAGUCGCGGAUUGCUGACGAGGAGUACUACGCUAACCUACAAGGCAGCUACGUGUGGCAGUUACAGCGACCUGACGACUGGGAGGGCAUCGAGAAGUACGAGGAACUCUGCCGGGCCGGGGUGCGACAGAAUCGAGCCCCCCGUGCGUCUGUCAGCUGUCGGUACUUCCGCCCCAGCCCGUACUUCUACCUCGGCCCGAUCAAGAUGGAGGUCCUGCACGAGACCAAUCCCGUCAUCCACCUGUUCCAUGACAUCAUCUCCGAAAGCGAGGCUGCCCGGAUGCGGGAAAUGGCCAUUCCAAAGUUCCAAAGAUCGGUGGUGGUUGCAGACGAUGGGGGAGAUGCAGUCAUAUUAAACAGAGUCAGCGAAACUGCCUGGCAUUUUGACUAUGACGACCCUGUAGUUGCGAGGCUGAGCCGCAGGGUGGACUACGCCACCGGCCUCAGUACGGAAGAGGGGACUGCUGAAGCUUUCCAGGUUGUAAAUUACGGGCUCGGAGGUCAAUACGUCCCCCAUACGGAUUACUUUGAGGGUGCUCAUAUUACACACCACAUACACAACGGUAACAGAGUCGUCACCUUCCUGUUAUAUUUAAGUGAUGUGGAUGCCGGCGGGUCCACAGUUUUCCCCAAUGUUGACAUCGCCGUGCCAGUUAUCAGGAACAGUGCAGCAGUGUUCUGGAGUAUGGAGAGAUCAGGAGCUGUGGUCCCCAACUCUCUACACGCCGGCUGUCCAGUACUCAUAGGAUCCAAAUGGAUCGCCAACAAGUGGAUACGCGAGCAUGGGAACGAGUUCCGGCGGCCAUGUGGUCUCACACCAGACGCGUAGGUUUGUAGUCAACCCGGCACUGACAGCACAGGGUACCGCACAGGUUAUAAGAGCACACUGGAAUAAACCACCUGACUAACUAGUUGCACAAGUUUUGUACGUAGUUUGAGCGUCGGUGUUUAGAUACAAGUGCAAGUCAGCCAGGGUGAAAGAUGAAACUCCCUUAAACGAUUAUGAAGGUCACAGGCUGCAAUGCACUUAUGUUGCUGACAAACAGAUAUAAAGAUUUAGGAGAAUAGUUUGAAAGAAAUGUUACUUAAUUUCAUUUGAAGUGGAAACGGUUAUUCAAGUUGUUGCGAGAUGGAAAGAUGAAAAAUAAGACUAGAAGAGUAACUUUUGUUUCUGAGAAUUUAAUGAUGAAGUAUUGAUGAUAACAAAUCAGGGGGAUGAGUAUAUUUACAAAUUGCACCUGAUAUUAAAAGAACUGUAUGUCGCACAAGAAAGAGGCAUCCCCGUAGGAAAAUGGAUGUUAUAGAC
This is a messenger RNA of Branchiostoma belcheri (Belcher's lancelet), 2255 nucleotides long. RefSeq names its product prolyl 4-hydroxylase subunit alpha-3-like. The record is from RefSeq and is a predicted model, not a curated record. Gene Ontology annotation, molecular function: iron ion binding; procollagen-proline 4-dioxygenase activity; L-ascorbic acid binding. Gene Ontology annotation, biological process: peptidyl-proline hydroxylation to 4-hydroxy-L-proline. The transcript is spliced from 14 exons. Bases 168 to 1778 code for a protein of 536 amino acids. NCBI's taxonomy places the organism in Eukaryota, Metazoa, Chordata, Leptocardii, Amphioxiformes, Branchiostomatidae. Gene Ontology annotation, cellular component: endoplasmic reticulum.